Molecule: messenger RNA, 348 nt
Organism: Penicillium crustosum
Lineage: Eukaryota; Fungi; Ascomycota; Eurotiomycetes; Eurotiales; Aspergillaceae
Exons: 2
Coding region: 1-348 (115 amino acids)
Source: RefSeq, a predicted model, not a curated record
AUGCUUCAAUCAGAACGUGCAAUCGCUUUGUCCCUUUUCUGCACGCAUCCUACAAUACCAUCAUGUGCGACAUACACAUGGCCAGGUGCUGGCCUGACCGACUAUGUAGACGACGAUGUCAUGAGCAUGGACUCUUCUUCAUACGACGCAUCAACCUCGGUUCCAGAGUCAAACCAUCAAGCGACUCCCACGAGAUCUAUGACUGUGACCACGGCCACUGCACAGCAAAGCCCAUCCAACUCUGGUAGUUCCGGGUCGUCGACCUCUAUUGGCACAAUUGCGGGUAGUGGUAUUGGGGGUAUAGCAGGUGCCGCUAUUAUUGGAGCCGAUGUCAUCUUCCUACUUUAA